AUGCCUUCGCCAUCUGCCGCAGCCGCCUCUAACGACUUCGAGGGCGACACGACAGCGCAUUAUGAGGUACGAGACUGGGCGAGACCACCAUCCGCUUUCUACCAAAACCCGGUGCCACCCAUGGUGAACUUGGCCAUCGUUGGUAAUCCCGGAGUCGGCAAGAGCGCCAUCCUGAACGCCCUCGGAGGAGAAUUUCAGAGUGGCUACUCUGAAGGAACGGGACUCACCACAGUCAUUUCGAAGAAACAAGUCACUCUCAACAACAUCCGCUUUCAACUUUACGACAUUCCUGGAAUUAACGACUGCCCUCCUGCUGGCGGUCAGGAUACCAUUGUCAAGCAUCUUUUGAUGCUGCAGGACGCGUUAAACGAAGGGGACCACUUUGUCAUCAUUUUCGUUAUCCAGCCGACUAUCGGACGGAUCAAGCCUGGCGACUACAUGGUCAUGAAGACGGUGAUCGACAGCCUGAAGGAAGGACCCCAGAUAGGAUUGAUUCUGAACCAGGCAGAGCCCAGUGCCAUGCCCAGCUACCGAUCAUCUAGGUUUUCAGGUCUUGUGUGGGGACCGCUCGAGAAGAUUGUUGAGAGCGGUAACAAGAAAUUCCUGUCAAGAGCACCCCCCUUGGUCCUGCCCGAUCAUGGCUCAAGGGAUUUCAAUGAAGACGAAGCGUCUGAUAUUCUCCGCUUUGUCCUCUCGUUCGACCCUAUGCCAGUUAUCUCGCGGAACAUGGUCGAUAGACUUUGA
Linnemannia hyalina is the source of this 744-nucleotide messenger RNA. The record is from the annotation of a GenBank genome assembly. NCBI's taxonomy places the organism in Eukaryota, Fungi, Mortierellomycota, Mortierellomycetes, Mortierellales, Mortierellaceae.